AUGCAUAUCCAAAUCCUUCAUUUUCAGCCUAAUCCUAUAUUCCCUAUCACAUUAACCCCACCAAAAUUCCAUUUUCCUUAAUUCUAUUAUAUAAUCCAAUCUAAAUCAGUGUAAAUUUAAGCGAAAAAAUUAUGACAGAAGACCGCUCUCAAAAGAAAACUCAACUCGACAAAUUUUUAUCAAGCAUAAGCGAUAACUACAGCAGAUACGAAACAGAUGCCACCCUAGAUAACUCCCAAAUCCUCACAAAUGAUAAUACCCUUACAGAAAAAUCAGGCUGACUUCUAAAGAAGUCUAAUAAUAUUUUACGAGGCUACCAGCAACGUUAUUUUGUAUUAAAAGACAAAAGGCUGGUUUACUAUAGAAAAGAGUCUGAUCCUCAGCCAGCUGGGAUUAUUAAUUUUAAUCUCAUAACAGUCGACGUGCAGGUCUAUGACCCAGAAAUGCCUAGAAAAGUGUAUAUUAAACCUUUAGGCUCAAAAAGGUGUUUUGUGCUUAAAUCAUAUGAUUGUAAAGAAAUUAUUGAAUGGGCUCGAGCUUUGUAUAGGCAUAUUACAUAUUCUGAUGGGAAAAAACUAGACAUUACGACUGUGAGUAUGCAGAGAGAAUUUUGGAGAUUUGAUAGGGUUUCUGAGGAACAGUUUAGGUACCAAGCGUGCACAGGGGAUUUGAUAUUGUUUAAAGGGAAAAGUGUUGCAGCGAAGCUGCAAAGAAGCGUUUUAAGGGGCAGAUAUGACCAUGUAGCUUUAUUAUAAUGCCAGUAAUUAAAUAGGUAAAAAAAUGUUUAUUUAUAAAUAAAAAUAAAAUUAAUCUAAUGAAUAAUACUUUGCUACUCAUCUGGGGAUAUAGCUAUAUUAGAAGCUACUGAAGACAAUGGCGUUUCUAUUGUCCACUGGGACGAUUUUCUACGAUACGGCUGGUAUAAGCUUUAUAAAAGAAUAGCAUUCCGUAAGCUUACAAUGGACAGAUCCGAAGAAACCUUACUGAAACUCGAAAAUUUUAUAGAACACACCAAAGGAAAAAAAUAUAAAAUUUCAUAUAAAAAAGUUUUUGGUAUUGACCAACAUAGACAGCCAGGUGAUGAGGAUAAUUAUUUUUGCUCUGAACUGAUUGCUUCUGCUUAUAAAGCAUUAGGAAUUUUAAAUCAAAAUAUCGCUUCAAGUCGGUAUUGGCCUGGAGAUUUUGAAAGUAAAAAUUCUAUACCUUUAACAGAUGCAGAACUCGGUGAAGAAAUCAUGAUUGAUUUUGAACUGUAA
Messenger RNA from Blepharisma stoltei, 1256 nucleotides. The record is from the annotation of a GenBank genome assembly. NCBI's taxonomy places the organism in Eukaryota, Ciliophora, Heterotrichea, Heterotrichida, Blepharismidae.